Microdochium trichocladiopsis is the source of this 1081-nucleotide messenger RNA. RefSeq lists its product as uncharacterized. The transcript has a single exon. The record is from RefSeq and is a predicted model, not a curated record. Bases 338 to 976 code for a protein of 212 amino acids. NCBI's taxonomy places the organism in Eukaryota, Fungi, Ascomycota, Sordariomycetes, Xylariales, Microdochiaceae.
GUACAUUGGACAGUCGUCAAUAUGAUGAUCCUGCGCUCUGCUCCUUGCAUGACUUCCCCGGGUCUGUGGACCAGCCGCGGUGCAAAUGUCGAUUACACCAAUGUAGCACGAUACUGAAGAGACCAGGCCGGCAAGUGAUGUUCCUUUUGUGCCGAGAGUGCAAUCGUCAUUGCAGCCUCAAUCGCUCCGUGCGUAACAGUCGAUAUGACAGUCGACGGACGAUGUUUCUGUCUGAUUGCUCGCGAGGCAAGUCCGAUGCCGUUGGUAUUCACUCUUCCGACUCCCAUAAACGUGUCGCUAUCCUGAGUGGGCCAAGGUCCCAGCACUGCUCUAGGACAUGCUACCUUACGAGUCAUGGCGUCAGGCAGAGACGUUCCAUGCGCUCAUGAGUGCGCAAUGCCGGGCGAUGAGACGCCAAGCGACAGGAGGCAAGUAUCCAUUCUUGCGCACAAGGCUGCAAGUUUGGGCAAGCAACUGUGCUGGUCGCGUCCAACAACAGAGUCGUGGCGGAUCCGCAGUGGUCGUAGAUGCACAGCGGCUUCACGAGCACCCCCCGUGCGAGGCUUCCACUAUCAUGGGAGAUGGCCUUCCUCCUGCUUGUCUUGAACCGUGCGUUCUGGGGACCGGCUCUUUUAUGUCGCCAUGGGAACUAGCCGAGCCAAGCACUCUUCUCGGCUUGCCGUUGAGACGUAAAUUGCUGACGUCGGGUUUGCAUGCUCUGCUUGCGCAAUCUGUGGGUAACGACUGGGUGUUCAGAACUCCGGUCGCAGAAGCACGCAGGAUGAUGUGGAAUUUGCCGUGUCGGCCAUGCAUGCUGGGGCAUGUCUCGGAAAUUUUUUGGCUCGGAUGGGAAACGCGGCUGAUUGUUCAAAGCUGCUUUUGUGGCCCGCUUUUCAUUCAGCAACCGUUGUCGACUUGGUCUCUCGAUGGACUGGCUGUCUCGUGGACAGCGUGGGUUUCUUUCUGUUGCUUCUGAGACGCCUGCGCAUGCGGUUCUGGCAUUGUUGUUGAUUGGGAAGCGUCCCGGGCGGCCAUCAAGUGGGCAGUACCAGUCGAAGUUGUCGACGAGCCUUUGGACAGA